Pogona vitticeps (central bearded dragon) is the source of this 1971-nucleotide messenger RNA. It is a transcript of the gene LRIT3, whose product is annotated as leucine rich repeat, Ig-like and transmembrane domains 3. Gene Ontology annotation, molecular function: protein binding. The record is from RefSeq and is a predicted model, not a curated record. NCBI's taxonomy places the organism in Eukaryota, Metazoa, Chordata, Lepidosauria, Squamata, Agamidae.
AUGUAUCUGAUUGCUGCGGUGUGCAUUGUGAUUAGCUUUUUUGAAGAAGUCGAUGGUUUCUGCCCUUCUCAAUGCACUUGCAUUUACCAUGGCAGGAGUGAUGGCACUGGAACAAGGUCUGUGCUGUGCAAUGAUCCUGAUAUGUUUGAGAUCCCUGUAAAUGUUCCUGUGGACACUGUCAAACUCCGGAUAGAAAAGACCGUCAUACGAAAGAUUCCGACAGAAGCUUUCUACUACUUGGUGGAUCUCAGAUACCUGUGGCUCACCUACAACUCUGUAGCAACCAUUGACACCAGCAGCUUUUAUAACUUAAAGCAGCUGCAUGAGCUGCGCCUGGAUGGGAAUUUGUUGUCAAGUUUCCCUUGGGAAUCUUUGGCUGAGAUGCCUAAUCUCCGAACCCUUGAUUUACACAACAACAAAGUGACCAGCAUUCCAGCUGAGGCUGGCAAGUACCUAAGAAAUCUUACUUACCUGGACAUAUCUAGCAACAGGUUAACCUCCUUGCCAUCAGACCUCAUGGACAUCUGGCUUGCUUUUUCUGAAACAGCAUCAAACAGAAACAUAGAUUCUGUAACACAGAGGCUCGUAUUAGGUUUGCAGGACAAUCCAUGGUAUUGCGACUGUCGGAUUUCCAAGCUCAUUGAAUUUUCAAAAAUUGUGGAUAAUGCUAUUGUGCUUCUCGAUCCUUUUGUGGCUUGCAGUGGACCUGAAAGCCUGGCUGGAAUCUUAUUUCAAAGAGCAGAGCUGGAACAAUGUUUGAAACCAUCUGUAAUGACUUCAGCCACAAAAAUCACCUCACCCCUGGGUAGCAAUGUUCUACUACGUUGUGAUGCGACUGGCUAUCCCACUCCACAACUCAUCUGGGUUAGGUCGGACAACUUAUUGGUGAACUAUACAGUUAUUCAAGAAAGCCCAGGGGAAGGGGUAAGAUGGUCCAUCCUUAGCUUGACAGGAAUUUCCUAUAAAGAUGCAGGGGACUACAGAUGUAAGGCAAAAAAUUUGGCUGGAAUGUCAGAAGCUUCCGUUACGGUUACUGUUGUUGGUGUUGUUACCACAACGGUGUCUCCACAAAAGUAUGGGAAAAAACCUGGAGCAGACCAGCAAAACACAACUCAGGAAGAGACCAAACCAGAGUCUUUAAAUGUGACCACCUUUUCUGCGACGAUAUUGCCUUCAACCACUUAUUCUCCUCCUACAACACUGGCUACCACUGAAAGGUCUACUACUGAGAGGACCACUGAUCAAAGCCAAUUGAAAUCCAUGCCAGAUGGAAAGAAGAAUUCCAAGACAUUUACCAAUGGAAGCAAAAAACAGCCUGUCGAUACCACGAAGAAGCGUGGUGGUACAUCACUGAGUGAAGCUGAACAAACUGACGUGGUAAAGAACCUUCGAGUAAUUCCUGAAACUGAUGAAAGAGUGACCUUAAUGUGGAAAACCGUCAAUGCCACAAGUAAUCCUGCUCUCACUGUGUUGUACUCAAAGUAUGGAGAGAAAGAUAUGCUGCCACUGAGCACAGAUCCAACUAAAAAUAAGGUCACCAUAGAUGGUUUGGAACGUGGUACCCAGUAUAUGGCCUGUGUCUGUCCCAAAGGAAUUCCACCCACAAAAGACCAAUGCAUUAUUUUUUCGACAGAUGGAAUGAGAAUGGAAGAAGAUUCUCAGAUUCCCAUUCUGCUGGUGGCUGGUGGCGUAGCUUGUGUGAUUAUUUUACCAAUAAUAUUUUUUUUGCUCUACAAAGUCUUAAUGCUUCACAGGAAACCCAAAUCUACCAGGGAAGCUGACCUGGAGAAAGAGACCUAUGUUAAAUUUGAAACCCUUUCUCUUAAACCACGAUCAGUUGGGGCAGGUGGAGAGCUGUGGGCUCGGCGGAACACUGAGGAGUCUGAAAGACUUUUGCUUUGCUCCAGAUCAAGUAUGGAUUCUCAGAUGACUUUCAAAAGUGAAGGUUUAAGGUCUGAAUAUUUCUGCUGA